ACAACAAGGGACGGAAGCAAAAAAUCGCGAGCGGCUGUGAGGAGAAAAAAAAAUAUCAUUAAUUAAUAUAACAAAACCGCCGUGCGGUUAUUACUUUAUAAAUAUAGAUUUUAUUUUAUUUUUCUUAAAAAUUACAGCGUGCUGUUCUGUUGGAGGGGUUGUGGGGAAUUGCCCAGGUCGAUGCGCGGGUCCUGUCGCUCCGAGCUGGCGAUGGUGCAGAAAGAGAAGGCGGCCGGAGUACUGGAGCAGGGCGACGCCGACCCCAUACCCCCCACUGACUCCAGCCCUGCUGCCGCCCCGGCACCUGGGCCUCCCGUAUCCGAGACCGGCCACACACUCCCGUCCGGCGACCCGGCCGCCGCCGUCGCUGCCACCGAGCCGGCCCCCCAGGAGACGGCCGCGGCUAAUGGCGGCCUGGAUAACCGCCCUCUACCCCAGGCACCCGAUCCGACUGGCGAUAAGAAGAAAUUUCUGUGCGGUGUGGUGGAAGGGUUUUAUGGCCGCCCCUGGAGCAUGGAGCAGAGGAAGGAACUGUUUCGAAGAAUGCGCAAGUGGGGAUUGAACACAUACCUGUAUGCACCAAAGGAUGAUUACAAGCAUAGGAUGUUCUGGCGGGAGAUGUAUUCUGUUGAAGAAGCAGAACAAUUGAUGCAGCUAAUUUCUGCUGCCAAAGAGCACAGUAUUGAGUUCGUCUAUGCCAUAUCUCCUGGUCUUGAUAUCACGUUCUCAAAUCAAAAAGAAGUUGCUACCCUUAAACGCAAAUUGGAUCAAGUGUCACAGUUCGGAUGCAAGUCUUUUGCACUGUUAUUUGAUGACAUUGACCACAAUAUGUGCCCAGCAGACAAAGAGGUAUUCAGCUCAUUUGCACAUGCACAACUGUCCGUUACUAAUGAGAUCUAUCAGUACUUGGAAGAGCCAGAACAUUUUUUAUUCUGUCCUACAGAGUACUGUGGAACCUUUUGCUACCCCAACGUUGCACACUCGCCAUACCUUCGGACUGUUGGGGAUAAACUACUUCCUGGCAUUGAUGUGUUGUGGACUGGUCCAAAAGUAGUCUCAAAAGAUAUCUCUGUGGAAUCCAUCGAAGAAGUCACCAAAAUACUGAAGAGGGCUCCUCUCAUCUGGGACAACCUGCAUGCUAAUGAUUAUGAUCAGAAGCGCCUUUUCCUUGGACCAUACAAAGGGCGGUCAACUGAACUCAUUCCACGGCUGAAAGGAGUACUGACAAACCCCAACUGUGAAUUUGAAGGGAACUUUGUCGCCAUUCACACCCUGGCUACGUGGUACAAAUCCAACAUGAAUGGUGUGAGAAAGGAUGUUGUGAUGACUGACACAGAGGAGAGCACUGUAUCUAUCCAAAUCAAACUUGAAAAUGAAGGUAGUGAUGAGGAGAUAGAAAUGGAUAUCUUGUACAGCCCUCAAAUGGCUUUGAAGAUGGCUAUAUCAGAAUGGCUGCAAGAAUUUGGAGUGCCACACCAGUACAACUAUCGAACAGUCCCUCACAGCGGCGCAAAGACAAAUGCAAUUGGUGUAGAAGCACUAGACACGCCCUGCCUGAACUCAUCCACAACAGUGACUACAGUCUACCAACAGCCGAUCAUGAGUCAGGGAAGCCCACUGAGUGGUGAGCAAGCCCCACUGGCUAAGGAAGAGGAGGAGAAGAAACAGCAGUCUGAUGAAGAACCAAUGGAGAUGGUGGUGGAGAAACCUGAUGAGCAAGAAGCCAAAAACGUUAAUCAGAUCCUUACAGAUAUUGUCAAGGCCAAAAUGUCUGAGGAUCUCAAACCCAUGGAGAUGGACAAAGACAGUAUUGCUGAAUCCAAGUCUCCUGAGAUCUUCAUGCAGGAAGACUCUGGAAGUGACAUUGCACCCAUGCAGACAGAUGAACAGAUGAACAAGGAGCAGUAUGUCCCUGGUCCCAAUGAGAAGCCAUUGUACACUGCUGAAGCUGUGACCCUCGAAGACCUAAACCUCUUGGCAGAAAUGUUCUAUUUGCCUUAUGAGCAUGGACCCAAAGCUGUUCAGAUGCUGAGGGAAUUUCAGUGGCUUCGGGCUAACAGUAGUGUCGUUAGUGUGAACUGUAAAGGAAAAGAUGCUGAAAAGAUUGAGAAAUGGCAUUUCAGAGCUACUAAGUUUGAAGAGAUGUGCUGUGGCGUAAUGCAGAUGUUUACCCGUCUUGCCAAUUGUGAAAACCGAUCCAUUCUAUAUGAUCUGUACCCAUAUGUCUGGGAUAUAAAGGGUGUGGUAUCUAUGGUGAAAUCCUUUGUCCAGUGGUUAGAUGGAAGAAUCCUCAGCACAAGUUACUACAGCUGUGGGAUCGACAACGCCAGAUGGUGUCGUAGUCAAUCUUCAGCACAGUUCUUGAGUGGCGACCAAGAACCCUGGGCCUUUAGAGGUGGUCUAGCAGGAGAGUUUCAGCGUUUGUUGCCAAUUGAGGGGGCAAAUGACCUCUUCUACCAGCCACCACCACCCAUGCCUACCUCAAAAGUGUACACAAUCAGGCCAUACUUUCCAAAAGAUGAGGCUUCUGUGUACAAGAUAUGUAAGGAGAUGUAUGAUGAUGAAAUGGAUGGUGACUCGAUGUCCUAUCAACCAGAUAUCAUUGGUGACAGUUUGGUGGGAGGUCUUCUGACACUGAGCCCGGAUUAUUGCUUCGUGUUAGAGGAUGAGGGCAGUAUAUGUGGUUAUGCCCUUGGAACUGUGGAUGUGAAACCAUUUUGUACAAAGUGCAAGGUCUCCUGGAUACCCGCUAUGCGGGAGAAGUAUAUUAAACCAGAGGCUAGCAAGGACCUUUCAGAAGAACAGAAAAUGAUGCUGAGUUUCCAUGAAGAGCAACAAGGUUUGCCGGAAAGCUUCCUUGCCACCUUCCCCUCGCUAAUUAAAGUGGAUGUGCACUCGAAAGUGACGGAUCCUAGUGUUGCUAAGAGUAUGAUGGGAUGUUUGCUUUCGUCGUUAAAAGCUAAUGGAUCCCGGGGAGCAUUCUGUGAAGUAAAACCCAACGAUCGACGAGGUCUGGAAUUCUACAGAAAGCUGGGCUUCUUGGAGUUAGCUAAAAUGGAGGGAUUCCCGAAAGAGAUGUUGGUUCUGGGAAGGAAUUUGUAACGGGCGCCCUGUGCAACGUAGUGUAAUUAAAGGAUGUGUAUAAUUAAAUGUAUCUAAAUUUAGCCUUAAGCUGAAUAACCUGUGUUUAAUAAUGUUUUAUAUUUUAUCUUUUUUUAUUUGCAAUACAUAAUAAGGUGAACUUGAUCUAGAUGGCACUUUGUGAGAUGGGUGGAGCUCCACUGAUGCAGUAACAAAGCAUUGUCUUCUCUCUCUUCUGUUUUUACCCUUUUCUAUCCUUCCAAUCUUCCCAUCUUACAUAAGAAUUUCUCUGCUAUUAGAUGGGAAGGUGGUAACCAGUUUCUCUCAUUUCUGAUGCUACUCCCAAGCUGAUGGUGUUUGCUUGCUGUGCAACCAUUUAAACUAUCUUGUCAUAAUGUUGCUUUGUUUAUAACUGACCAUCACACACACUUGGUGGCUUGCGGUGACAAAAUGAGCCCAGUUCAAUUUGAUUGGGUGAGGUUUUGGGACUUUAAUUGGUGCCUUGGAGUUUGCUUUCUGCAAUUUUUAUAUUCUUUUGUGAAAGCUAAUGGUCUUUUGGACUCUAAAUUGAUACCUCUCUUUAAAAAGGCACCUUAUACAUGGUGAUUCUUAUAAUCUCACUCGGCAUUUUAUAGAAUUGUUUCUGGAUAAAAGAGCAAACUGUAAAUGUUGUAAAUCUAAAAUAAGUGCAGCAGUGCUAGGAAUACACAGCUGGUUAGUCAACAUCUGUAUAGAGGAAAGGCAAACUAAUAUUUUGGGUACAUACUUUCAGAACCUGAUUAAGCUGUACAUCCAAACCAUUUAAUUUGGUGGGAGAGCUUCUUGUUUGUAUAAAGAGUGCCUGAAGUGUAACUUGGAAGUGGUCCUGCACUGGGUUUCACCAGCAACAACAUAGGGCUGUAAUCACUUCUUUAAUAUGGUAAAAUAGCCCAAGGUAAUUUCAAGGCCUGUCCUAUAUGUGACUUUACCUUCCCAUCGUGUUAGCAUUAAUGGCUCUUUAAUGAAGUGAUGGAUGUGGGAGAUCCUCUUUUGUCUCUUCUUUCCCCCCUCCACACAGUCCACAGUAAAUUUGAAUAACCUCCUGGACAUCUUUCCUAACUCCUGUGAAUAAUUGUUUACUCUGCCAAGAAGACCUCAUUGCAGAAGUUGAUACUUCUCUGGUUUCAUGGCCUGGUUUGUUGUAUGGACCAGCAAUCAUUUGCAUUGUGACCCAUUUUCUUACAUUAGAUUCCAGUAUCUCUCUGUGUCCAUGGUACAUCUCCGGGCUGGGGGUGCACAACAGCCAAACUGAUUCUCCCAGCCAGCCGCUGGGAGCAGUCUGGUCUUCCAUUUGGUUCCCAAGACCAGUGUGCUAAUGAGGUCACAUCAUGAUCUACUCCUACACCUGUUCAAGCAACCCUACCUACCCCUGCAUUGAUUAGAAGAACCAUGUCCAGGAGUAUAUUCUUCAACUGUCUGUGACAAAACCAUUAUCAUAGUCUGCUCCAUUUUCACUUUCCAGUCCUAUGACUCUUGUUUUAUAAAAUGCUCUCUACACACUAAAUUCUUUCUUUGUUAAACUUUUGCUUAUAUGCUUGAAACAUUAAGUCAUGGGGAUAAAUAAUGGCAUGUUUUAAAUAUUCAGUUUGUAUUGACAUCAGGAGAAAACACUGAACACUGCCCUGAUGUGCAGCAUUCUUGUUUUGCUUUAUUCCACAAUUCAUAAGUGCUCAUAUCUGUUAACUGAGGUUAAGAUUUCACUGAGGUCUCCUGGCUAGCUUUGUGCAAACUGGGGUGGAAGGAUUGAACAAGAAGAUGGGCACAAAUACUUACUGACUGAGCCAGCUACUUUAUCCUCAUUUUAUAGUUUGUAAUGUUUCCAGUAGCUGGGAGUAAACAAAUUUGUUUUUCUAUCUGCACGAUACUGACACCAGCAUUCCUGCAACCACUACCUCUACUACUACCUCUCUCCAGUUCUGAAGAAGUGUCAUAUCGGACUGAAACAUUAACUCUGUUUCUUUCUCCACAGAUGCCGCCAGACCUGCUGGGUUUUUCCAGUAUUUUCUGUUUCCAUUACUGCAACCAGUGUCUGUUGUCGCAACCUGUGUCUGGGAUAGCUUUCUUUUCAAUUCUCCAUUCACUUGUCACACUCGGUUCCAGAAUCUUGGAUUGAGUGAGAAUUAGCUGUAAUUCUUGUUAAGUUCCAUCCUCUCUUGCCUGAAUAUUUUUCCAAACACUUAUUAGUCUGCAACAAAAUCUAGCUUUUCCAUUUACUCCUACCUUUCCUGGCUUCAUUAAACUGAUCAAUACGUUAAGAGUGCGGUCAAAGUUUUCAGAUCUCCCACUACCCGCCCUAGCCAUCUCUCUGAAAAUAAUUCAUGCUGUAUGUGCUAUCCUCGCAGCUCCCCUCCAGUCAGAUAUAAAGGCUAUCUCAAUUGGGUAAUGUGCACAGAAUUGGACAGAAAUAAUGUUGCUAUUUGAAUGAAUACAUGAAAAAGAUGGAAUACAAAGUUAUCCAGAUACUGCUCCAGUCACAUUCAUGGAUCUAGAUGGAUAGAAAUCUGAUUUUACAGACUUAAGGUCUAUGGACCAAAACUGUUUGAAAAUCUGUUUUAUAAAACCUGAUUAAUACUUUUUCUUUACGUCCCUUUCCGCCACGUUUCUUCCCUGCCCCAUCUUGCCUCCCAAAUACACCGGAACAUACUUCUGUAUUCUAACUGUUUCUUGACUGCAUACUUAAGAACCGCUGCCGCUUGCCUGCUUCCUUUGAAAACCUACUGGUGUUUUCUGCACAGUCAAUAGAAAUUGUUGUGGUAGAGUGGGGUUGCUUGAAGAUAUGAGGGCUGUGCUGAAGUAUCACUAUUUAUAGAAAGUUUGUGGGACUAUGGUUCCAGAAACUGAAAGCAUGACAAAGUGUGCACAAAACACUGCUGAAAAUCUGAAAUGGAACUAGGUACCUAACAAAUUGGAUAAAGUUGCCUGCCUGCUAGAUAACUUUUUCUCUCUCUCAAACAUCAAGCUGCUGUGUAUUCUGGUGCACGUUUUUUUUUUUUGCCCCGUCGACUAAAAUGGCAAUGGCACCUUAAUGAACAUUUCCCUCACUUAACUGCCUUUGAGAAGGUGGGGAUGAGUCACCACCUUGAGUCAUUACAUGUACUUCAUGCAAUGUAGGUACGCACAAAUGCUGUAAGCUCCAGGAUUUUGACCCAUUGACAAUGAUAUAUUCCAAGGCAGGAUAGUGUAUGACUGAGGGAAAUCCGCAGGUGUUGGUGUUCCCAUGUCCUUGUCCUUGUCUUAGGCAGUAGAUGUUGAGACUUUGGCUGGUGAUUCUUGAGGCAGGUUUCAGUGCCUCCCCCUCCUCUAGGGAUAAAAAUCAUUAAGUAUUUUGUCACCAGGUAAAAUGAGGAAGGGUGAUUUUCUUUUUUUACACUCUGGGCACCCAAUGGUACAGUUAAAGAUUCUAGUUUCCCAAAAGUACAGUGUGGCUGAUGCAAAUAUUAAGCUGUAUAACAAUGGGAUGAAAAUACUAGUUUUACAGAACUACAUUGGGGUUCCAUUUUGUCUUGUCACACACUAUAAAGCAUAUUAACUCUGAUCAUUACUGUAAUAUUGCAACACCUGACUCCAGGUGUCAACACUUCAUUUAUUUCUGUAACUCUAACAUGGGAAUUUAGCCAUGCUUCUCCUUUACCUUCUGCAGCCCCCCUCGCCAAAACUUCUGACACUCAUCAGUGGAGAGCAAGCCCAGACAAGGAAAGAACUGUGUACAUAUAAAUCUUUUUAAAAGAU
Molecule: messenger RNA, 6849 nt
Organism: Carcharodon carcharias (great white shark)
Lineage: Eukaryota; Metazoa; Chordata; Chondrichthyes; Lamniformes; Lamnidae
Gene: oga
Product: O-GlcNAcase
Exons: 17
Coding region: 181-3102 (973 amino acids)
Biological process (GO): glycoprotein metabolic process
Molecular function (GO): beta-N-acetylglucosaminidase activity
Source: RefSeq, a predicted model, not a curated record